AUGGCUAAAGACGUCUUCCGCGUCCGGCUCAACUGCCUGGACAACUACCAAUCCCUGCCCGGCCCUCUCGAUGCACCUCUGUGGGGACCUCAUGCUUUCUCCGCCACCCAAAGAGGCAAUCUACCCCAGGUCCCAGUCAUUCGAGUAUUUGGUGCGACCGAGACCGGGCAAAAGGUGUGCGCGCAUAUUCAUGGAGCCUUCCCUUACCUCUACGUCCCAUAUACCGAGUCAAUUGAGAAAAACACCUUGGAAUCCUACAUCUCCACUUUUCGACACUCUAUCGACCAUGCUUUGGCAAUUUCAUACCGUCGAAAUCCUUACGAAAAUCCUCGGAAUGCGACAUUCGUCGCUCAUAUCAGUCUGGUCAAGGGAGUGCCAUUCUUCGGAUACAAUGUCGGCCACAAAUACUACCUCAAAGUGUACCUGCUCAAUCCUACCAACAUGACUCGAUUCACGGAUUUAUUGCAACAAGGAGCCAUCAUGAAGCAAGUCUUUCAACCGUACGAAGCGCAUCUGCAGUAUCUGUUGCAGUGGAUGUGUGACUUCAACUUGUACGGAUGUGCUUACAUCGAGACCGAGAAGCCGCAUUUUCGAUCUCCAUUACCGGAAUGGGAAGACUUGGAUGAUCCGGCGCAUCUUUGGCAUGAUCGAUCUGUGGCUGAGAAGGAUGUGCUGGAUGUUGAGCGAUUCCCUCGCCAGAGUCAUUGUCAACUGGAGCUUGACAUUCGAGUGGAGGAUCUGCUGAAUCGGAACGCAAUCCAAGCACGGCCAUUGCAUCAAUCAUUCAUCGAGCGAUUGGAGUCUUUGGAGAAUCUUCCCCCAGAAGAGAAGCUAGUGCAUUCAAUGGCUGGGCUGUGGAAGGACGAAACACGACGAAGAAGAAUGCGAAUGGGCUUGAAGGAUCCCACUUCUUCGCCAUUCCCGCCAGAAGUGCUCGUCAGCAUGUCUGCCGACCCUCGAAACGACAGCAAAGGUGGCUGGAUUCAUGAAGAGGAGUUCCGACAGACCAUCUCAGAGUUGGCGGAGCAGGAGAAGAAAGCGCGAGGCGGCGGCGGCAUAAGUUUUGAAACGUUCAGCAGUCAGCUGGAUCUCGAUGAUGGCAUUCCAACGUUGCUGGACAGCGUCACAGAACUCUUUCCUACCGAACUGGAGAAGAGGUGGAAACAGAAAGCAGAGGAAGCGAAGCAGCAUGAGGAUAUAGAUUACGCCCACGACUUAAUGACAACUCAACACGACAAUGAAUCGCAACCAGUCGUGGACAUGAAGAGCAUCGCCGAGGAUGAGAAGCUGCGGGAUCAUGCUUUCGAUCCUCCUCCUGCGGCUCAAGUACCACGUACCGAUACGUCGUCAAUCUCGCAGCUACCCCCUUCCGCACAACCACCUUCGUCGUCUCAGCUCUCCUCCUCAUCGCAAGGCCUCAAGACUAGCUUUCCUCUGGUCAAAAGUCCGCACGAUGCGCAAACACCGUUCAGACUGAGUCAACGAGAUGAUCUGGCUCACCUCACCCAUCGGAGCUCGCAGACCAGUCAGAAGCAUGACUUUGCUAACUCAUCCGCCGGGGAAAGCAGCUUUCGGUCCGAGUCCACGGUGAAGUCGCCGAGUAAAAGCCAACCAUCCAUUGAUCCCGUCCUUGGUGAUAAGUAUGCAAGGGUAUUUGGAGUUAAAAGCAACGACACGGUCCUGCUAUACCGCCACCUUCCGCCGUCCUUCGACGAGGUGGACCGUACUGUCACUCCAUCGGUCAUCUACCAGGAUGCCUACUACAGCAACGAGAAGGAUGUGCCAGAACGACCGAGAGAGUAUGCUGGACAGGAGUUCCGACUGGAGAGCACUACCCUGCCAUUCUUGCAAGACUUCGACAAGCACGGGCAUGUCCGAGUUGGCAAAUCUCAAACGACCGACAGAGUCAGUGCUGAAUUCGCAGAGCAGCGUCGAAAGAGACAGUGCACAAUCAAGGCCUGGGAGAUCAUGAAACUUCCACCAUCUUACGAUGAAGUCAACGAAUGGCUCCACCAAGAGCAAGUCGACGUUGAAGACGACCUCGAAACGCUAGAGAUCGACGGACCACCAGCUGGAUCGCAAAUCAAGCGCAAGAAUCGACCUGCUCCAGAACUAUCGCAAAUCGACGGGCCGACGCAAAGGAACAAGCACGGCUUCAAGUUUUCACAAAAAAAGGCGAGCACAAGUGUUCAGCAUGAGACUGGAUACAUGAGUACGAUGAGUCUCGAGGUGCACAUUAACAGUCGCGGCGAGCUUGCUCCCGAUCCUGAACGAGACGAAGUUUCGAUGGUGACCUGGUGCAUUGCAGACGAGCAAAUGGAUCAAACUUCUAGACUUGGCAUCCUCGUUCUAACCAAAGACGACGAUGACGAGAUUGCUGAGAAGAUCCGCCGCAUCGUCGGUAACGAUGUUCAAAUCGACUCGGAAGACAACGAGCUGGACCUCAUCAACAAAACUGUCGAUAUCGUCCGCGAGUACGACCCGGAUGUGUUGACGGGAUACGAAGUUCACAACGGCUCUUGGGGCUACCUUAUCGAACGGGCAAGGUUGCAGUACGAAUUCAACCUCCCCGAUGAGUUCUCUCGCAUGAAGUCACAAUCUCACGGACGUUUCGGCAAAGAUGCGGAUCGCUGGGGCUUCACCAACACCUCGACCGUUCGCAUUACCGGCAGACAUACCAUCAACAUUUGGCGUGCCAUGCGGUCGGAGCUGAACUUGCUGCAGUAUACGAUGGAAAACGUAGUGUUUCAUUUGCUGCACCGCAGAAUACCACACUAUUCAUAUGCAACAUUGACCAGGUGGUAUCAGAGCAAGCGACCGCGGGAUCUGGUCAAGGUGCUGAACUACUUCAUCAAUCGCACAAAGCUGGACUUGGAGAUUCUGGACGCCAAUGAACUCAUUCCCAGGACGUCAGAACAGGCUCGUCUGCUGGGAGUCGACUUCUUCUCCGUGUUCAGUCGAGGAUCACAAUUCAAAGUCGAGUCUCUCAUGUUUCGUAUCGCCAAACCGGAGUCCUUCGCACUGGUCUCACCAUCCCGCAAGCAAGUCGGAGCACAGAACGCUCUUGAAUGCCUCCCUCUCGUGAUGGAACCGCAGUCUGCCUUCUACAGCAGUCCUGUGCUCGUACUCGACUUCCAGUCUCUCUACCCGAGUGUCAUGAUUGCAUACAACUACUGCUACUCCACCUGCCUCGGCCGCAUCACCAACUGGCGCGGCACCAACAAGAUGGGCUUCGCCGACUUUCAGCGCACGCCCGGCCUUCUCGAGCUCACAAAGGACAAACUCAACAUCUCUCCCAAUGGCAUGAUGUACGUCAAACCGGCAAUGCGCAAGUCCCUCCUCGCGAAGAUGUUGGGCGAGAUCCUCGAAACCCGUGUCAUGGUCAAGUCGGGAAUGAAAGUCGACAAGGCGGACAAGACUCUCCAACAACUCCUCAACAAUCGUCAGCUCGCUCUUAAGCUCAUCGCCAACGUCACCUACGGCUACACCUCUGCCUCAUUCUCCGGCCGCAUGCCAUGCUCCGAGAUCGCCGACAGUAUCGUUCAGACAGGUCGGGAGACUCUCGAAAAAGCCAUUGCCUUCAUCCACUCCGUCGAAGCAUGGGGUGCCGAGGUCGUCUAUGGUGACACAGACUCCUUGUUCGUCCACCUCCCUGGCCGCACUCGCGCGGACGCCUUCAAGAUUGGCGACGAGAUCGCAGCUCAAAUCACAGCCAUGAACCCCCGCCCUAUCAAGCUGAAGUUCGAAAAAGUCUACCACCCCUGCGUCUUACUUGCAAAGAAACGCUACGUCGGCUUCAAGUACGAGUCACCCAAACAAGAAGUCCCAGACUUCGACGCAAAAGGCAUCGAAACCGUGCGCAGAGACGGGACCCCCGCCGAGCAGAAAAUCGAAGAAAAAGCUCUCAAACUCCUCUUCCGCACCGCCGACCUCAGCCAGGUGAAAUCCUACUUCCAGUCACAAUGCACAAAAAUCCUCCACGGCAAAAUCAGUGUGCAAGACUUCUGCUUCGCCAAAGAAGUCAAACUCGGUACCUACGCAGACAAAGGUCCUCCUCCUCCUGGUGCCAUCAUCGCUACGAAGCGUAUGCUCCGCGACCCUCGCGCUGAGCCACAGUACGGCGAACGAGUCCCGUACGUCGUCAUCGCCGGCGGGCCAGGCGCGAGGUUGUGGGAACGAUGCGUGGAGCCGGAGAGGUUGGUCUACGACUCUCAAGCUGAACUGGACGCGGAAUACUACAUCAACAAAAACCUCAUCCCUCCACUCGAGCGCAUUUUCAAUCUCGUCGGAGCGAACGUGCGGACUUGGUGGGAGGAAUUACCCAAAGUCCAGCGCAUGCGUCUCGUGGGCGCGAACACCCCCUCCGACGCCGACGCCGUGACGGGAAAGGGCAAAGGCAAGAAGACGAUGGAAAGCUACAUGGCUUCUUCCCUCUGUCUCGUCUGUCGAACCCGGCUACCGCCUACCACUGGCACCUCCACUCAGGACCCGCUUCCGCUGUGCCCGACUUGCCUUCACUCACGACCGGCGCAGACUCUUCUCUCACUGAGAGCGAAGGUUACGAAAGCGGAGAAGAAAGUCGCGGACAUUGAGGCUGUGUGUAGGAGUUGUGCGGAUUUGCCGGCGGGAGAGGAGGUCAGGUGUGAUUCGAGGGAUUGUCCGGUUUUUUACUCGAGGGUUAAGGCGAGGACUAGGUGUGGGGUUGUGAGGGGUGGGGUUGGGAAGGUGCUGGGACGGGUGGAGGAGGAGAUGGUUGGUAAGGAGAGGAGGGAGGAGUUGGAGUGGUGAUUGUUGUCGUCUGGCAUUGGGCAAUAUGCGCCGCCGGAAGAGUGCUCAAUGCGGUUAUUAUAGCCGGCUAGUCACAUUAUGACUAUACCCCUGUUCCUGGCGGGGUCUGCCACAUAUAUAGUUCUACUCCACAUUAGCGGAGUCUCCUGACUCGACCUUGAACUCC
Zymoseptoria tritici IPO323 is the source of this 4954-nucleotide messenger RNA. RefSeq lists its product as uncharacterized. The record is from RefSeq and is a predicted model, not a curated record. Gene Ontology annotation, cellular component: nucleus; zeta DNA polymerase complex. Bases 1 to 4788 code for a protein of 1595 amino acids. Lineage: Eukaryota; Fungi; Ascomycota; Dothideomycetes; Mycosphaerellales; Mycosphaerellaceae. Gene Ontology annotation, molecular function: nucleotide binding; DNA-directed DNA polymerase activity; DNA binding. The transcript has 2 exons. Gene Ontology annotation, biological process: error-prone translesion synthesis; double-strand break repair via homologous recombination.